Cercopithifilaria johnstoni is the source of this 1302-nucleotide messenger RNA. NCBI's taxonomy places the organism in Eukaryota, Metazoa, Nematoda, Chromadorea, Rhabditida, Onchocercidae. The record is from the annotation of a GenBank genome assembly.
AUGGCAGAGAGUAGCUCCAGUUUUAGUGAUAAUGCUCCAACAUUUUCCGGGAGAAGCUCAAAAAGAAAAACUCGAAAUGAAAGUGAAAAACGACGACGAGAUACUUUCAAUCGGUUGAUUGGUGAAUUGACAUUGUUAGUUACAAAGGGCGAUCGUAAAAUGGAUAAAAGCAGCGUGUUGAAGUGCGCAAUCAAUUUCCUCAAACAACAACAUUUUCAAGCCCAAUCGACAAGUGAUGAAGCAUCGGACAUAGCAUUGGAUUCCAAGUUGCGCAUCACGACCGGUUGCAAUCUUCCGGAAACUGUUCAACUUUAUAUGGAUGCUCUGGCAGCUGGGACUUUUUGCAUUCACUGUUCGGGACAUAUUGAACAUGCAUCCACAAGCUUUGCUGCACUUUUUGACGAUGAAAUCUCUGAAUUACAAGGGAAGAAUUUCUUCGAUUUACUAGAUGAUACAUCAGCAGAAAGCUUCGGUGGAGCUGUAUCCACCGAGGUAUUACAGUUUGUAUCCACUAGUACCACUAUGCAUAGUAAAACGACUCUUCGAGAAACAGUUACAACGAAGAAAUUACGUCGGCAGCUACUGGUCACUGGUUAUUUGAAGCAAAUAACACAUAAUAAGGAUCGCUCAUGCAUGCCGGAUACGGUUACAGAAAGUGGAAUUGAUAAUAGCACAGCAAGGAUUAUUAAAAUUAUGGAACCAAAUGAAUCUCUCCGGUUUGUUGGUGUUAUUGUUCCGUUAUCAAAUCGGCCAGAAUCAGAAGUAACGCUGGAAACGAUUAGUUCGUGGGAACGAAGAAAUGCUAAUUUCACCAUACUCUACAAUACUGAAUUCGUUUGUGUUGAUGCUGAAGGAUGUCAAUUAUUAGGUUAUAGUCGAUUUGAUCUACUUGGAACAAGUGGUUAUGAUUAUAUUCAUAUGGAUGAUUUGUUGCAAGUAGCUGAAAGUCAUACACAACUGAUAAAACUUGGCACCCAUCAAAUAAGACCACAUCGAUUACAAACAAAAUCAAAUCAGUGGAUUUGGGUUAACUGUACUGCGAUUAUUGAAACUCAAAGGUCAAUUAAAGGUGUACGAUGUAAUUAUAAUGUUAUAAGCAUGGAAAAUGUGAAGAAAUUCAAAGAAACAAUUACAUCUGUAAAAGUAAAAUCCGCCGAAAUUCCAUCAUUGUCAACAGCAAGUAGUGGAAACAGUUCACAAAAUGGUCGUUGCACUAAAUAUGUUAUCAGUACCGUUGUUUGUCUUUAUCAAUUACUUCACCAUCGGCGAUUAGAAAUGAUCUCACAUCAUUCUCUCUUAUAA